Messenger RNA from Saccostrea cuccullata (small rock oyster), 489 nucleotides. RefSeq names its product perlucin-like protein. The record is from RefSeq and is a predicted model, not a curated record. Lineage: Eukaryota; Metazoa; Mollusca; Bivalvia; Ostreida; Ostreidae. Gene Ontology annotation, molecular function: signaling receptor activity. Bases 1 to 489 code for a protein of 162 amino acids. The transcript has 4 exons.
AUGGAAUAUCAAAGUCGUGAAACGGUGGAGUUUGAUGCGCAUGAGGGCUGGGAGUUCUGGUCGGAAUGCGAGCCUGGGUGGCUGUAUUUUGAGGAACACUGCUACUUCAGGGGGAAAGAAUACUUAACAUGGGACGAAGCUAAGCUUCAGUGCAAAAGUCAAGGAGGGUAUCUCACAGAGAUUGAAUCAAGAAAAGAAAAUGAAUGGAUCAUUAAUUAUCUAGCACCAGCGUAUUGUACCCACCGCCUAUGGCUUCAGUGUGUGGUUUGGAUCGGGGCCAAUGACCAGGAAAACGAUUGGAGGUUUGUAUGGGACUGGAGUAGAAGGGGACUCACCUUUACCAAUUGGAGAUGGAGAGAACCAAAUAAUUAUAACCGAGAGGAACACUGUGUCGCUGUCACAUACCCUUGGCAGGAGUGGAUAGAUUUACGAUGCUGGGAGAGACGGCCUUAUGUUUGUGAGAAAAAACGUCCAACAGGCUCCAUAUAA